AUGAAGCUCGUCGUCUUGCUGGCUUCGGUUGUGGCGGCGCAGGGGCAAACGCCAAUCCGCCCAAGCUAUGACAGCGCAAAAGCCAACGCCAACCACAUCUUCAACGCCAUCCAUUCUACCGGCCGUCAAUGGGGAUCGUCGCUGAAUCAUAACGGCUUCGGCUUCAUUCCCGUUGUUGUGCCGGCCGGGAUCUCGCUGUAUCAUGGAGGCUACUUCGAACAGCCUCCAGAAGGCCCCGAGUGGCUAGCUUUUGAAGUUGAACAUGCAGAAAACUUUGCCCGAGUACCAAAAGGGGGCCCUCGAGGCUGUCGUCCUUGUCGCGAUGAGCAGCUCCAUUCGUUAUCCUCUGAACAAAAACCCCUUGAUCAAGCAGGAAUUGAUGGCUGUGACUGUGAGGUUGAAGGAAGAGUAAGAGGGUAUCUACAGACCUAUCAGACAACACGCAAUGUACAGCUUCUCUAUCUGGAUGGCACAUCGGCAGGCAAGAGCCCUGUUGGGACGCUAGAUUCACAAGACGAAGUCCUUUGUCAAAGCAAUAGCUCGCGCUGGGAUGACAUGGGGGGCGAAAUGUAUCGCGCAAAAGCACUUUGCGAUCUCAUCACCGAAUGGGGAUGGGACGGGAUUAUGCGCAUGGAGAUUGGCUUCGAGGUCAUAUACUGCAAUUUCAGCUCCGGUUUGAACCUUGAUUCUUCGAUCCGGACACUUGUCCCAGAGGACAGAUUGGAAGAUGACUUCUCCUUGAUACCCUACUUGUGGUCAAGGGCAGCCACUGAGCGAUAUGACGGCCUCGGAGGCGACCGAAUUCAAAUGGACUUUUCAUCCAUGGUGUCUGGGUUCUUCUUCCCCAUCAACAUCUCUAAUACAGAUCCAGAUCGGCCGGACCUUAUCAGACUAGGAGCAGCACAGCGAGAGCAUUUGCUAGACAUCAAGAACUACAUACAGACCUUGUUCGUGGAGCCGAGAAAGUUUAUUGUCAAUUGGCAAGCAGUUGUAGACAUGAUCAUCGCUCGCUUCGGCAACAGAUUGGCAGCCAUGGCUUCGGCUAGUGUUUCAACGGAUUUAUUCAUCGGCGAGCUGGAAGGUACAGUGCUCACAUAUCUCGAAGCCCCGAGCCUCCCCGGCGAUGUCACACUGGCAGAGGACGAUGAUGGUAGAAAUAGAACUGCCGAAGCCAUUGACCGUUGCGCUUCACACUACUUGAAACCGGCACUGCUGUCGCAACAGGACUGGACUCUAUCAGACUCAUUGAUCCAUACCGCUCUCGGGACCGUUACGCAGCAUAUCUGCAGCGACCUUUAUUUCAUGCGAUCAAUUCUACUCCAGGCAUCACCAGAUGCGGCGCCUGAUGCAUACUUAAUCAAGAGAGGCGUAAAGAGCGCCGAUAUGGAGGAGGCAGUGAAUCAAACCCGCACCAUUGUACGCGACCUUAUGCAAGAUCUUGCCUGGACCACGUGGAAGAAGCCGCAGCUGUGCGUUGAGGGUCAGAUCCUACUAACCGCAAUGUGGCCACUUGGAGACAGCGUCGACCACUUCAACCCUGGCUGUGUCCCAGCCCAAGAUAUAACAGGGCGGCGAAGAAACUAUUGGACGCCUUAUGAGAAAAGACCACGCAUCGAUUGAACAAUUGCUUACUUUCGGUUAUAAGCAGCACCGAGAAAUGGAUAUGAUGAGACAUGAUAAUUCGCUUUAUAUUAUAAAGAUUUAAUGCUAUGCUAUACUAUUUCUUUAG
This is a messenger RNA of Trichoderma virens Gv29-8, 1729 nucleotides long. RefSeq lists its product as uncharacterized. The record is from RefSeq and is a predicted model, not a curated record. The transcript has a single exon. Bases 1 to 1620 code for a protein of 539 amino acids. Lineage: Eukaryota; Fungi; Ascomycota; Sordariomycetes; Hypocreales; Hypocreaceae.